GGUUGAAUUGAAAUGUCUAUGGUAUUAUGGAUACGACAUGGACAUCACUAUUAAAAACAAAACAGACAUAAAGAAAAAAGGGAAAUAAAGGAUCGUCCAAGAUGGCGAGUUUAACUUCAAUUCUAUAAAAAUUCUAAUAAAAAGUGUUCUCUGUGUAAUUCGAGGCAUUUUUUCAUGUUUAAAUUCUUUUGGAAAUAUUAUAUGUGCUUGAAAGAGAAAUAAAAUAGUUAGAAACGCUAUAUUGGUGAAUGAAUAUUAACUUUCACAAUGAGCGAAAUUGCCAACAGUGAAGGCGCUUCCGAGUCUGAGAAGCCGGUUUCGAAUGACGGUGUAAUAUUCCCGCCUUUCCCAGAUCCUAAUGAUGAUGACUUUGAUGAUGAUAUUGACGAAGAAGAGAGAAGCUACUAUAAAACUGUUUUCAAAGACCUUAACGCUGUUAAAGCUAUGAAAUUACAUUGUACAGCUUGUGAUCGUCAUCUAGGAUGUGCAGCACGCAACGAAUCUCGUAUGCGUGCUCAUCCAAUGCUACGUACUCUCGUUUGCCAUAAUUGUCACAUCUUCUACAACAGUGGAGAAUUUGAGAAGGGUGAUGAUGGCUCUGAACUGUAUUGUAGAUGGUGUGGUCAAGGUGGACAAGUUUAUUGUUGUUCUGACUGCCCUCAUGUGUUUUGUGCGAAAUGUGUGAAGCGCAAUCUAGGAAUAUCAAAAACCAAAGAAAUUGAAAAUGCAGAUGAUUGGAAAUGUUUUAAAUGCAAUACUAAAUGUCUAUGGGACCUUCGUGCACUAUGUUGGGCUGUUUUACGUUUCUGUGACCUCAAAAAUAAAAUGGCACAAGAAGCUCAAGAUCCAGAAUUGAAGGAAGCAUAUAAAAAAGAUUGCUCUAUAGAUUAUUCUGAAUGCUGCAAAAGCAAAUCAAAGAGAAAUCAGAAAACAGAAACCCCAAAACGGAAGGAAAUCAAGAAGGAAUCAGAAGUAAAACCAAACAUAGAUCCCAAGGCUACUUCUAACCUAUUAUCUAAAAUUUCACCAACAAUACAGGUCAAAAAGUUUGCCUCUGUAAGUAUGGAUGAAGUGAAACAAGAGAAAAAGCCCCAAAAGAGAUCUUUAAGUCCCAAAAACAAACCAGUUUUAGUAAAGAAUCCUAUAAGUAUUGCGCCAAACACGAAGUUACUAAACCCAAUAAAUUUACCAUCUCUUCCAAAAAAGAUGAAGUUGCCUUCACUAAUAGUAAGCAGUUCCUUAAGAGUUAUAAAUGACCAGAACAAACCAGCAACCUAUACUCGCUUGAAGCCUAAAACACCUCAAACAGUUAUUGGUAACAGCAACUUUAAUGGUUUUAAUCCAACUAUGUACAAUAAUGAUAAUAUUAAUUUAUCAAUAGAAAGUCUAACUCAGGGAUUAGACAUGUCAGCUGUGACUGGUUUAGGCAGUAAUUCACAAAAUGACGACGUUGUAUGCACUCCGGACUUUCCACUGGAACCUUUGUGUGAGGUUACUGAGGACAAUGACGAUGAUGUGCAAUGCAUCACACCAGGCCCUGUUGUUCCACCAAAGAUAAGCAACCCUCCUCCUUUAGUACCACGUGUUUUAAAUAACCCAGUGGAUGUAACAUCAGAUAAUGUUGUUCAAAUGACUGAUAACGAUGUGACUGUGAACACAGCCACAGGUGGAUUAAAAUUCCGUGUAGACCCUCAAACUUUAUCAUCAAAUAAGAUGUAUCGCCUACCAGAUGGCCGUAUUUUUGCUAUUAAUCCAAAUCCCGCUAUGCCAGGCGGGUAUUCCGCUACUAUAGUAGCCGUCGCCGAAACAAGCGGGAAAACUAUAUCGAAAGGCGCCACUUAUGCAGCUAAACUCAGCUCAGUUGCUACUCCACCUGUUGUCACUCCUAAAACAAUCCGUAACGUUCCUCGCAUAUUAAAACGUAGCACACCAAAAGCUACUAUAUCCAAAAUUAAAUCUCCUGGUACUUUAAAAUCUCGAUAUUGCGAUUUGAAUGUUCCAGUAGAAUGGUAUAGAUACAAUUUGAUUGAUGCAGUUGAUGCUUUGGAGUAUGCUCUCCCAAGACUUACUAAAUUGAAAAAAGAAGCUACUACUGUCUUCUUGCGUACUAGAACAGUGGAUGAAAUGCGUACUCUUCAUAGAAGUUUGGAAAGAUUGCUAAACACAUCCUCUAGUAGAUUUAAUGAAAUUCGUGAAAACCUGAAUAAGGGUUUUAAACAGUAUCUGACACGCAAGUCAGGUGGUAAUAGUGAAGAUGAUGAUGACGUUGAAAUAUUACCAGAUAUGGAAGCUAAUGAUGAUCCUAUAUUUAUAGACGAAAAUUCCGUCGAAUCUAUCAAUGGCUCUGAAAAUCAAGAGGUAGAUUUAACAAGUGUUGGUAGUGAAUAUAAUGAUAGUGAAGAAAAUAAUAAAAGUGACAACUUUUCAAAAAGUGUAACUGAUCCUUUAAAUGACAAUGAAAACAAUGAACAUAGUGAUGUACUAGCAGUUAUAAGUCACAAAAAUAACAAGGUAAAUGUCCCUGUAAAUGCAAUUCAGAUGCAAAGCAAUGCAAAGAGGAAAUUAUUGAAUAGUAACAUAGAUAAAAAAACUGAAAAAGACAUGAAAGUAAAAAAAGAAAUUAGAAAUACUGAUCAGGAUAGUGCUGAUACGGAUAAUAAUGAAAAGGAACCUGAAAAUAUUAAAGAACAGAGUAAUACUGCUACUGAGACAGAAAAUAACAGAGUAAAACCAAAAGAUAACAUUGAUCAGGAUACAGAAACUGACUCCAAUACAGAAAAAAAUAAAACUGACGAAGUAGACAAGGAAGAUUCGGAGGAUUCAAACAGUAAAAAAAUUGAAUGUAAAGAAAAUCAAAAAGAUCAAAGGAAUGGUCUACAAAACGAAGAUGAGGGUGAAAAGAAUUCUAAUAAGGAAGCUGAGGACAAGGGGGAUUGUAUAAAUAAUAAUGAUUUAAAUGAUAAGGCUGAUAACCAAGAUAGUGAUGAUAGACUGCAUGAUACUGAAAUGAGUGAAGAGAUGAUAGAAACAUUGUUAAAAGAUGAUGUAGGAGAUGAACAGGGAUCCAGUUCGAAAAAUGUAGAUUCUUCUGAAAUGUUAGAAGAAACCUAAAAAACUUUUUAUAUCUUAUUUAAGAUAAGUAAUAUUUAAAUACAUAUAAGCUAGGUAUAUAAGUACAUAAAUGGAACUGGUCAAAAUUUUAAUACUUCUCUGUAUUUUUUAGCCAACUUCUAUGUAGAUAAAGAAAACAAUUAGACACUAUACAUGUGAAAUACGAUAUCUAUUAUACUUAUUUACACAAAUACAUUAUUUAAAUGCACGGAAGUAAUGUUGAAAAUUGUUUUAAUUAUCAAAUCAUACAUUAUUUUUUAAUGUCUCUUGGAUCUAAAAGUCUAACCAUGUUUCGUAUAGGAAAAAAUACCAAAAUGAAAGUAAACAUUUUUUUUCACUAACCUGCAUAAUGAGUGAACUGUGUUAUCUGAGUUUUGAGUGCGUUCUUCAAUAUUUUAAGCAUGUGGCGCUCGAUUUGUAUAGUAUUACAGUCGUCGAUAGUUAAUAAUAGAGUCAGUCUGCAGUUUAUAGACAAACUAUACAUUAUAGCUUACAAUUGUUUGUUGGUAUUCAAUGACAUUUAAUCAAAUUAAAACUAUUAAACAGACUGAGUGCUUAUCGAAUUAUAUGUUGAAUCUUACAAAUCGUUGUUAACAAAUGGAAAAUAUCUCAAUGAAUGCUCAAGUUAGACGAAUAUAAUGCAGCUAUUCAUAUUAAAACACAGUAAAAAUCUUGCAAGUCUUUUAUUGCAUGCUAUUGUGGAAUUUGAAAAAAAAAA
Spodoptera exigua (beet armyworm) is the source of this 3829-nucleotide messenger RNA. The record is from the annotation of a GenBank genome assembly. NCBI's taxonomy places the organism in Eukaryota, Metazoa, Arthropoda, Insecta, Lepidoptera, Noctuidae.